Megalops cyprinoides (Indo-Pacific tarpon) is the source of this 3089-nucleotide messenger RNA. RefSeq names its product N-acetylgalactosaminyltransferase 7-like. The record is from RefSeq and is a predicted model, not a curated record. The transcript is spliced from 12 exons. Bases 63 to 2024 code for a protein of 653 amino acids. Lineage: Eukaryota; Metazoa; Chordata; Actinopteri; Elopiformes; Megalopidae. Gene Ontology annotation, cellular component: Golgi apparatus.
CAAGGGGCAGUGAGCCACUGCAGCUCAACUGUUAAUAUCCUCUAACUACAGUUAUUCCAAAAAUGAGGUUAAAAAUUGGAUUUAUUCUUAGGAGUUUAGUUGUCACUGGUACGUUUUUAGGUUUGGUUGUGCUUUGGUCCUCUCUCUCUCCGAAAUCAACCGACGACCCCUUUGGUCGAGUGGGAGAAAGAGAUGUCAUUAAUGCCUUGCCAGUUGACAAGAGUGCCAUUUUGGGAAAAUUUAAGCCUGUUGUCCCUUGGCCUCACGUGGAAGGGGUAGAAGUUGACUUGGAGUCUAUACGACAGAAGAAUGAAGCGAACAAUGGGGGCCCACAGAACCCGCAAGGCAGAGUGCAGAAACAGGAGAAUGUCAUGCAGAAACAGUACAUCACCUUUAAACGUCAUACACAUGUCUACUCGGACCCUGUUCUGAAACGUGGCGUACCGGGGAACUUGGAGCCAAAGGAACCCGAGUCUCAAGGAGUCCCAGAUGGGCCAGGGGAAGGAGCCAGGCCGCUUGUCCUUGGGCCAGACUACAAAGACGCCAUCCAAGAAAGCAUCAAAGAAUUUGGCUUCAAUAUGGUGGCCAGCGACAUGAUAUCCUUGGAUCGCACUGUAAAGGACUUGCGCCAUGAAGAAUGUAAGUACUGGUCUUAUGAUGAAAACCUGCUCACUGCCAGCGUCAUCAUUGUCUUCCACAAUGAAGGGUGGUCUACACUCAUGAGAACCGUACAUAGUGUAAUCAAGAGGACGCCCAGGAGGUACCUUGCUGAGAUUGUGAUGAUUGAUGACUUCAGCAACAAAGAUCACCUGAAAGACAGGCUGGAGGAGUACAUCAAAAGAUGGAAUGGGCUAGUGAAAGUAUUCCGCAAUGAGAAGAGAGAGGGGUUAAUUCAGGCCAGGAGCAUUGGGGCUCACAAGGCCACUGUUGGCCAGGUGCUGAUCUAUCUGGAUGCACACUGUGAAGUUGGAGUGAAUUGGUAUGCCCCACUGGUGGCUCCGAUCUCUAAAGACAGAACUGUGUGCACGGUGCCUCUCAUUGACUCCAUAAACGGCCAGACUUACAGCAUUGAGCCACAAGGGGGAGGGGAUGAAGAUGGCUUUGCAAGAGGAGCAUGGGACUGGAGCAUGCUAUGGAAACGUAUCCCUCUCACUAGCAAGGAGAAGCAGAAGAGAUUAACUAGAACUGAGCCAUAUCGAUCUCCUGCUAUGGCUGGUGGACUUUUUGCUAUAGAACGAGAUUUCUUCUUUGAACUGGGGCUGUAUGACCCUGGUCUUCAAAUCUGGGGAGGAGAGAAUUUUGAGAUUUCCUACAAGAUUUGGCAAUGCGGUGGGCAGUUGCUGUUUGUACCCUGCUCUCGAGUUGGCCACAUAUACCGCUUGCAGGGCUGGCAAGGAAACCCACCCCCUGCCCAUGUGGGUUCCUCUCCGACACUGAAGAACUACGUUCGUGUAGUGGAAGUGUGGUGGGAUGAGUACAAAGACUAUUUUUACGCGAGCCGACCCGAGACUCGGACGCUAGCCUAUGGAGAUAUAAGCCAGCUGAAAAAAUUCAGGGAGGAGCACCAAUGCAAAAGCUUCAAGUGGUUCAUGGAAGAAAUUGCUUAUGACAUCACAGCUCACUACCCACUUCCUCCCAAAAACAUUGAGUGGGGAGAGAUUCGAGGAUAUGAAACCAGCUAUUGCAUAGAUAGCAUGGGACACACUAAUGGAGGCAACGUGGAGAUAGGGCCAUGUCAUAGGAUGGGAGGAAACCAGCUUUUCAGAAUAAAUGAAGCCAACCAGCUCAUGCAGUAUGACCAGUGCCUGACCAGAGGACCAGAUGGGUCAUCAGUCAUUGUAACUCACUGCAAUCUUAAUGAGUACAAAGAGUGGAAAUAUUUCAAGGAUCUCCAUAGAUUCACACACAUUCCAACAAUGAAAUGCUUGGAUCGAUCAGAUGUCCUACACAAGGUUUUCAUUGGCACCUGUGAUGAGAACAAAACCUCUCAGAAGUGGGAAAUUAACAAUAUUGUAGCUGUAUGAAACUGCCUUUACUACAGUAUCUACAAUCAAACUAUACUGAAGGGAUGGACAACACCAGUCAUCUGUGAAUCUGCUGUAUUGGGAAGUUGGGUAAAUAAGGAAAUGAAGGAGAACUGAGAAUGAGAGGGGUGCGGUGAUCCUCUCAAUUUUAAAAUUGUUUACAACUAGUCUUUUUUUUUUCUUUUAAUCAUAGAUCAUGUUUACAUCUUUUCUUCUUGAUCUCCAUAUCUACAAAGGUACAUCUUGGGGAUUUAACUCAGGGGCCUUUCAAGCUUGUUGCGUUUUUAACUGCUUAUUUAGAUUAAGGGUGGAGGAUGUGAUAAUCCAUGGAUAUUAUCUUAAUAGUUACUUAACAAUCUGAAAAUAAUCUCUUUUGCAAUAAGGUAUUAAAACCAUUUGUGGUAGGCUCACUGUACGUUGUAGAAAGGUUCUUUUGAAUACAGGAAACCAGCAAUGAGGUAAAUGCACACUUGAUAAAGAUGUUUUUAUUAUUUAGCAAAUCAUUUUGGCAUAUUUUGACUCUAAGUCAAAAUGUAUAUCGCCAGAAUAUAUUGAGCAUCAUGCCAGAAUAAUGAGUAAUGACUCAUCCAUUUUAAAGUUCUUUAAAAAAGUUUGAACUUAAUUUAAUUCUUAUGAGGGUACUGACAUCUAGCACCCACAAGUCAAAGAAAUAUUGCACCAGAAUUCUUCCGUUUGAUUUAGCAUUGACCCUAGAGACCCAUUAAAUGAGGACUUGCUGUUAAGCUUUGUCUCAUUUAACCCCUAAAGUUUAACUAUGCAUAUGCUUGGGAUGUUGAUGAACUAAUGCAGAGGGCACAUGUGGAAAAUAAUGCAUCCCUGAUUUGUAUUAUUUUCUGAGACUGUGAGAUGCCACAAUGACUCAAUUCUUUUGAAAUUGCACAAUUUGUCUUAAUUAAAACCACGGAUUUUAAAGCUCAAAAGGAGAGAAUCAGCCAUUCAAUGACAAAGAAUUAAUUGCAGAAGGGCAGUGCUCUGUUGAUGGCUUGGAUUCACUUCGUUGCAAUGAUUCUUGAGUGUGUUGUCUUUGUGAAAUGUAUUGUUGAA